Messenger RNA from Diprion similis, 564 nucleotides. RefSeq names its product cytochrome b5-like. The record is from RefSeq and is a predicted model, not a curated record. Bases 45 to 410 code for a protein of 121 amino acids. Gene Ontology annotation, molecular function: heme binding. The transcript has 4 exons. Lineage: Eukaryota; Metazoa; Arthropoda; Insecta; Hymenoptera; Diprionidae. Gene Ontology annotation, cellular component: membrane; intracellular membrane-bounded organelle.
CAUUAUAGAUUAUAGAAUACCACCCGCACGCGGAGAAUAAGAAAAUGGCGGCAAAAACCGUAUUCACGUUGAAAGAAGUUAACGAGCACCGAGGAAGAGAAUCGUGCUGGAUCACCGUUGACGGGAAAGUCUACGACGUUACCAAGUACUUGGAGCAGCAUCCGGGCGGAGAUGAGGAGAUUCUAAACGAAUCGGGAACCGACGCUACAAAGGCUUUCGCGGAUGUCGGACACUCCAGUGCCGCUAAGGAGAUAUUGGCAACACUGUUGAUCGGAGAUUUGCAUCCAGAGGACAUCAAGGCAUCCGCCUGGAAGAACUACUCAGUACCUUGGGCAAAAAUCGCUGUGGUAGCUGCUGUUCCAGUAGCCGUCAUCUUGGUCGCUUCGUUUGCUCAUUUCAACCGAAAGUGAAAAGACAAGUUCAUCAUACCGCGUCAAGGCAUUCAAAGAUACUCAAUGCACUGAAGAUCGUGUCGUUUCGAACUCGCGAUAGAAUCGAAUGUUGUUUGUAAUGAUCUGCUAUAUGAAAAAAUGGCUCUCCUGCAAUCGAUAUUCAGCCAAUAAA